This is a messenger RNA of Bactrocera oleae (olive fruit fly), 2177 nucleotides long. RefSeq names its product arginase (gene arg). Gene Ontology annotation, molecular function: arginase activity; manganese ion binding. Gene Ontology annotation, cellular component: cytosol; cytoplasm; nucleus. NCBI's taxonomy places the organism in Eukaryota, Metazoa, Arthropoda, Insecta, Diptera, Tephritidae. The record is from RefSeq and is a predicted model, not a curated record.
UGUUACUAAGGAGGCAAAGUGAGGUGAACUCUUGAAGCACUCCCCUUGUAGCGAUAAUUUAGAAAAUAUACCUACAUACAUAUAUAUUCUAUACAUUGUUUUUAAACUUACAUUUCCUGGUACAAAACACACGCACACCUACACUAAAAUAUUUAAACAUACAUAUGUAUAUUUAUUAGCACAACAGCAUCCUAGAUGUUUCAUCCGUUGGACAUUAGUUUUGUGUUUUGCGUUCAAAGGUUAUCAGCGCUCUCGUGCUCGAGCGUUUUCUUUUUCGCUUCACUUGCGUUAGAUAACUGCCUUUCGAGUAGCAGCUUCGCUUUGGCAGAUUCUACGACACACGGCGCUUACUACUCGCGCCAUUCGCGUACGGUUUGUCACACUAAUCGGCCGUUUCGUGAUUAUUGUAGUCAGCAACACUCAACUUUGUUGUCUUGCCAUUUUGCUCACUAUCGUAAAUAAUAUUGUUUGUGUACAAAAAGCCAAAAAUCUAAAAUAAUAAAAUUAAUAAAUGCACAAAAGUAGAAAAGUAGAAAAACGCUUUGAAACGCCAGAAAAACGCGCGGUAACUUAAGUACUUACCACCCCAAGUGCCGUUAAACUGAUUCUAGUAAACAAAAUACAGCGCGUUCGACUUGUUAUCAGUGAUAUUUUUCACUUUUCAAGAGAAAAAAAGUGGCAGAAACUAGAAAAUAAAAGUUCAUCGCGAUUUUUCGACUUUUCUUCGAGUGCGCGCCGUCUUUUCGACAACAGUUUGUGUCGCAGAAAAGCGCAAGUGAAAAGUGCGGCCUCAAUUCCUUAAGUCUUUUCGCAUAACUAAACUUUCUAAGUGAAACCGCGCCAGUGUCAUGUUGAGACGUAGCGCCACACGCGUCACGUGCCAAUUGAAGCAUUCGCGCUGCCGUUACAGCAGCGGCGCCAGCAACGCCGAGGGCGAUGCGAAAGCGCGUCUAGGCAUAAUUGGUGUGCCCUUUUCGAAAGGUCAGGGUAAGGGCGGUGUGGAGAAAGCGCCUGCGUUGCUGCGCGAGCAUGGGCUAGUGCCGUUGCUCGAACAAGUGUCCUACGGCCAACUAGAGGUGCACGACUAUGGCGAUCUGCAAUUCGAUGUGGACCCCAUACCAACGGAGGCGCCGGAAUAUAGUAAAAUUAAAAAUUAUGGCGAAUUUAUGGGCUGCAACAAGGCGCUGAUCCGCAAAGUGCAGCAGCUGUUGCAGGAGAACGAUCAGUUCCUGACGAUCGGUGGCGAUCAUGCAAUUGGUUUUGGCUCCGUUGCCGGACAUUUGCAACACACGUCCAAUCUCUCGCUGGUUUGGGUGGACGCCCACGCCGAUAUCAACCUGCAUAACACUUCGGAAUCUGGUAAUAUACACGGCAUGCCCGUCUCCUUUCUGCUCAAGGAAUUACGUGUCUUCUGGCAGCAUGCGAAACUCGAACAAACGGCCCCGGUUUGUUUGGCCGCUGAUCAGCUCGUUUACAUUGGUUUGAGGGACAUUGACCCGUACGAGGCGUAUAUCCUGAAUAAAUUGGGCAUACGAGCGUUCGCAAUGGAUUCUGUGGACAAGUACGGCAUCUCUAAAAUCAUCGAGCGUACGCUGGACUCACUGAAGCCACAAAAUAAGAUACAUGUCAGUUUCGAUAUUGACGCCUUGGACAAAGCCGUAGCGCCCAGUACUGGUACAGCUGUUUGUGCCGGCCUAACAUUACGCGAGGGCAUAUCGGUUGUAGAGGCGCUACGUGACACGAAUCGCGUGCAAGGCAUUGAUUUGGUGGAAUUAAAUCCAAGCUUAGGCAAUGAGCAAGAUGUCAACACCACAAUUGCAUCGAGUUUGGAAAUAUUGAAAAGCAUAUGCGGUUACAAGCGCAGCGGCAAUUUCGCCAACAUAAAGACGGAUCUAUUCGAGACGCUGAAAAAUUAAUAUACUCACAUAUGGACGAGUACGUUUUAACUAAUUUUUUACUAAGUACAUGCACAGUAUAUACAUAUAUGUAUUAAUACAUACAUACAUACGUGCAUACGUUAUAUACUUAAGCAAUAGGUGGAAAUUCAAGUGUCUUAUGACAUGUACAUACAUAGACUUAUAUAAUGAUGAGUUGUUGGUUUUAAAUUGUAUAUUUAUUAGCUGUGAGCCACAUUGUAAUGCCAAAUAAAAAAUAGUAGCUUAUUCUUACAAAGAACA